Molecule: messenger RNA, 1224 nt
Organism: Antrostomus carolinensis (chuck-will's-widow)
Lineage: Eukaryota; Metazoa; Chordata; Aves; Caprimulgiformes; Caprimulgidae
Product: puromycin-sensitive aminopeptidase-like
Exons: 10
Biological process (GO): peptide catabolic process; proteolysis
Cellular component (GO): cytoplasm; membrane
Molecular function (GO): metalloaminopeptidase activity; peptide binding; zinc ion binding
Source: RefSeq, a predicted model, not a curated record
CAAGAAGAUGACAAAGUGUUGAAGUUAGUCCAGAAGAAAUUCUGUGCCAGUGGACCAUAUGCUGGGGAGGAUUUCCCCAUGUGGAUGGUCCCUAUAAGUAUUUGUACGAGUGAUGACCCCACCCGUGCCAAAAUGCAAAUAUUGAUGGACAAACCAGAGCUCACCGUGGUUUUGAAAGACGUCAAACCAGACCAGUGGGUGAAGUUAAACCUUGGAACAGUUGGGUUUUACCGUACUCAGUAUAGCCCUGACAUGCUGGAGAGUUUAAUACCAGCGAUCAAAGACCUCUCCCUACCCCCUGUGGACAGGCUUGGCCUGCAGAAUGAUCUUUUCUCACUGGCCCGAGCUGGAAUCAUUAGCACUGUAGAGGUUCUAAAAGUCAUGGAAGCUUUUGUGAAUGAGCCCAAUUAUACUGUGUGGAGCGACCUCAGCUGUAACCUGGGGAUUCUCUCAACUCUCUUGUCCCACACAGACUUCUAUGAGGAAAUCCAGGUGUUCGUGAAAGAUGUCUUUUCACCAAUAGGGGAGAGACUGGGAUGGGACCCCAAACCUGGAGAGGGUCACCUAGAUGCCCUUCUGAGAGGUCUGGUCUUGGGCAAACUAGGAAAAGCUGGGCACAAGGCAACGUUAGAAGAAGCCAGACGUCGAUUUAAGGACCAUGUGGAAGGAAAACAUAUUCUGUCAGCUGAUCUGAGGAGUCCUGUAUAUGUAACUAUUUUGAAGCAUGGAGAUAGUACUACUUUAGACACUAUGCUGAAGCUUCACAAGCAAGCAGACAUGCAGGAGGAGAAGAACCGAAUUGAACGAGUUCUUGGAGCCAUCUCUCAACCAGAACUGAUUCAAAAAGUUCUCACCUUUGCACUUUCAGAAGAGGUACGUCCCCAGGACACGGUAUCUGUUAUUGGUGGAGUAGCUGGAGGCAGCAAGCAGGGGAGGAAAGCUGCUUGGAAAUUUGUAAGGGACAAUUGGGAGGAACUUUAUAAUCGAUACCAAGGUGGAUUCUUAAUAUCCAGACUAAUAAAGCUAACAGUGGAUGGAUUUGCAAAUGAUAAAAUGGCCGCAGAAGUUAAGGCCUUCUUUGAGAGUCACCCAGCUCCAUCUGCAGAACGCACUGUCCAGCAGUGCUGUGAAAAUAUUCUGCUGAAUGCAGCUUGGCUGAAACGAGACGCCGAGAACAUCCACCAAUAUUUUCUGCAGCGCAAGGCCCCGCCAGCCAUGGUGUGA